Messenger RNA from Coregonus clupeaformis (lake whitefish), 2820 nucleotides. RefSeq names its product olfactomedin-like protein 2B. The transcript has 8 exons. Lineage: Eukaryota; Metazoa; Chordata; Actinopteri; Salmoniformes; Salmonidae. The coding region runs from base 251 to 2446 and encodes 731 amino acids. The record is from RefSeq and is a predicted model, not a curated record. Gene Ontology annotation, biological process: signal transduction.
CCAUCAAUAGGCAUCAUACCUAUCACUUACAACGAGGGCAACACAAUAAUCUUCACCUGAGAGGACUCUAAAUACAUUCCGGAUUAAUUUCCACUGCGAGAUCACAGAUUGUUUUGAUCAUGGACAUCUUCUUAUUAUAACUUUGUGGAUAUUUCAAACUACUUUAUUAUUUUUUACAUUCGCUGCAGAGUUUCAAAUACAUAUUUUUUUUAUUAGCAAUUUAUCAAUUGUGCACCUGGUAAUUUAGGAGAUGACAUCUAGGUUGCAGAUAUUGCUCUUGUUGUGGUGUGCGGUCGCUCUCAAUUGGGCACCAGUCGCAUUCAGCGAUGUAAUGGAGAAUGGAAUAAAAGAGGAACUAGAACAGACCGACGGACCACUUCUGGAUGAUGAGAUGGACAAUCAGGAGAACGUUUUAACUCAGCUUCUGGGAGAUUAUGACAAAGUGAAAACGCUGUCGGAAGGCUCUGACUGUCGCUGUAAAUGUGUUGUCAGACCGCUGAGCAGAAGUGCCUGCCGGCGGAUAGAGGAGGGUGCCGCCAAGGCUGAAGACUUUUACACAGUGGAGACUGUGACAUCAGGGCCCAAUUGUAAAAAGUGUGCGUGUAUAGCCCCACCCUCCGCUCUGAAUCCCUGUGAGGGAGAUUACAGAUUCAAGAAGCUGCAGGAGGCCGGGAAAGAUGACAUCAAGCUCUCAACAGUAAUGGAGUUACUGGAGGGAGCGUUUUACGGGAUGGAUCUAUUAAAGUUGCACUCAAUUACAACCAAACUCCUCAACCGGGUUGACAAUAUAGAAAAGACCUUUUCUUGUGACCACACAGAGAAGGAGAAAGUGAGUGUGAGGAGCCCCUCUAGUGAGGAAAAGGAGAGAGAGAAGGAGAGAGAGAAGGAGAGAAGAGCCCACCAGAGGAUGGAAAAGAGAAAACGUCUGACUGAGCUGGAGCCGUCCCUGCAGAAGGAUACAGCUGCAGCUUAUGCUAACACAGAGAAGAAGUAUGAGGAGCGCUACGUGGGGGCCAAGGGCCAGAGGGCCACCAGGCCCAUGCUGAAGAGGAGGGAGGAGCCCCAGUGGCCCCUGAAAGGCAAGGUGGGAACCAACGGCAUGGUCAUCAGAGGAGUGACCUUCUACAAGGCCAACACGGUAAACGAUGGAGCCGCUGAGGAGCUCACAGCAGACGAAGCCCUGAGCGGUGAUGGUUCCAUGGACCUGCUCAUCGAUGACCAGCUCCUGAGACCCACCCAGCCCAGACCUGUAGCAGGCCCCCCGACACCAGCAUCCCAAGACAGGAAGGGGAACCCAGACCACCAGGCCACUCGUGCCCCCAAAACAGCCUCUAGUCCCCAAGGGAAUCCCACUACAUCUGCCCCUAGAGCUACCGAGACACCAUCAACCACUGUGUCCAUCCCGACCACCCCCAUUCCAACCACAACUAUGACCACAGCAACCACCACUACUACAAUGGUUGCGACAACCACAAGCACCACUCAACCAGCGACCACUAGGAAACCUGAAACCUUGUCUAUUUUGACCUCGUCCCCAACCACUGCGGUGCGACAGGUCAACAGCAUCACAGCCCCACCCAGCAAGGUGACGGUUGCGCCCAAACCCAAGCAUCGCAUCAGCUGGACAGAGGGCCCCUCAGAGUUCCCCUCGGCGACCCCUAAAGUCCCGGGCAUGUGCAAAGACACUCUGGCCACCAUCUCGGACCCAGUGACCCAUAACACCUACGGCCGGAAGGAAGGGGCCUGGAUGAAGGACCCAAAGGGCAACGGAAAUGUAAUCUAUGUCACCAACUACUACUAUGGUAACCACCUACUAGAAUUCCACGACAUGGACAACUUCAAACAAGGACACUUCACCAACUCCUACAAGCUACCGUACAACUGGAUCGGCACAGGCCACGUGGUGUACAACGGAGCUUUCUAUUACAACCGCGCCUUCUCCCGUGACAUCAUCAAGUUCGACCUGCGUCUGCUCUAUGUGGCGGCCUGGACGACGCUGCACGACGCCGUGUUAGAGGAGGAGGACGCCUCCUGGAGGUGGCGUGGACACUCGGACAUCGACUUUGCGGUGGAUGAGAGCGGCCUGUGGUUAGUGUACCCUGCGCUGGAUGAGGAGGGCUUCCAUCAUGAAGUAAUCAUCCUAAGCCGUGUGAACCCGACCGACCUCAGCCUCCAGAAUACGUUCAGAACGAGCCUGAGGAGACACUUCUACGGAAACUCCUUUGUCAUUUGUGGCGUCUUGUAUGCGGUGGACAACUACGAACGCACCCACGCCAAUAUAUCCUAUGCCUUCGAUACGCACACACACACCCAGAUGAUCCCCAGAAUACCGUUCACAAACAACUACACGUACAUGACGCAAAUCGACUACAACCCCAAGGACAAAAAGCUGUACGCAUGGGACAACGGUCACCAGGUGACCUACGAUGUUAUAUUUGCAUAUUAAAAGCAGACAAGUAGUGAUAUAUAUAAUAAAGGGACGAGCACUUUUUUGUAUAAAAGAUAAAAAAUAUAUACAUUUUAUGUCUUAGUGGAUUGUAGAUCAGUCUACAGGGCCAUUGUGUUUUGCACUGUAUAAUCUCUGUUGCUCUGUUUGUGUUUUUAUUUCUCAAAAUGUCUCCCAUGUUGUCCCAACGCAUGUUGUUGUAUUUUAAUAUUUAAUGGUCACUGUUUUUAACUGCCCAAAGGGCAGCAGGCAUGAUCAUUCAGCGAAGCAAGACAAGGUUAUUUCUUACUGCUUGUUAGAAGUUUAAAGUGUAUGUUGUAUAUACUGUAAUUUAAAAUGAAGCUUUUAAUAAAAUACAUGCCUUCAAACAUGAA